CUCUCCAGUUAUCUUUUUCUAUUGAUCUGUCUUUUUACCACAAGCUGUUAUACCAAAGAAAUUAAUGGACAGUUCUACAAGUUAUUUUGUUCUUGCAUUUGCGUUUUUUUUCCUUACCUCAUCAGCUUCUUUAACAGCAAGUGGAGGAAAACACAACGUGUUGGAUUAUGGAGCCAAACCUGAUGGAAGAACGGACUCAAGUAAGGCGUUUCUUGCUACAUGGGAACAAGCAUGUCGCUCUACAAAACCUACCACCAUAUAUGUGCCACCAAGUAAAUUCUUGCUCCCCAAAGUUGCUUUUCGUGGCCCUUGCAAGAAUAAUGCUACUUCGAUACGCAUCGAUGGCACACUUGUUGCUCCAUCUGAUUAUCGUGUCCUUGGUGAACAAUGGAUUUUCUUUGAAAAUGUUAAUGGGGUUUCGAUUUUUGGAGGGAUUCUUGAUGGUCGAGGCAUUGGCUUGUGGACUUGUAAGAAUAGUAGCAAGAAUUGCCCCACUGGAGCUACGUCACUCGGAUUUACCAAAUCGAAAAAUAUAGUGAUAAUGGGAUUGACAUCCCUGAACAGUCAGAUGUUUCAUAUAGUCAUCAAUGGCUGCCAAAAAGUAAGAAUGCAAGGACUUAGAAUUUCUGCCUCUUACAGAAGCCCAAACACAGACGGUAUUCAUGUGCAAUUAUCAGAUGGUGUCACUAUAUUGAACACAAAAAUAAAAACAGGUGAUGAUUGUGUAUCAAUCGGUGCCGGUACAACUGAUUUACGGAUUGAAAAUGUUGUGUGUGGACCUGGCCAUGGAAUAAGCAUUGGGAGUCUAGGCAAGGAUCUUGAAGAGCCUGGUGUGCAAAAUGUGACGGUUAAAAACGUUACACUAACGGACAGCCAGAAUGGUUUAAGAAUAAAGUCUUGGGGGAGACCUAGUAAUGGUUUUGCUAAGGACAUUCUUUUCCAACAUGUUGUGAUGACCAAUGUCCAAAAUCCAAUUGUCAUCGAUCAGAAUUACUGCCCUGACAAUAAAGACUGCCCUGGUCAGGCUUCUGGCAUUAAAAUUAGCAAUGUGACGUACAAGGACAUCCAUGGAACAUCGGCAACGCAAGUUGCUGUGAAAUUUGAUUGUAGCAAGAAGCAUCCAUGCACUGGGAUUCGCUUGGAAGAUGUAAAACUCACUUAUAGAAAUCGACUAGCUUAUGCAUCGUGUAGAAAUGUUGAUGGAACUGCUUCUGGUUCUUCAGUCCAGCCUCAAAGUUGUUUGUAG
Populus trichocarpa (black cottonwood) is the source of this 1246-nucleotide messenger RNA. RefSeq names its product polygalacturonase. Gene Ontology annotation, molecular function: polygalacturonase activity. Lineage: Eukaryota; Viridiplantae; Streptophyta; Magnoliopsida; Malpighiales; Salicaceae. The transcript has 4 exons. The record is from RefSeq and is a predicted model, not a curated record. Gene Ontology annotation, biological process: carbohydrate metabolic process. Bases 65 to 1246 code for a protein of 393 amino acids.